Messenger RNA from Callorhinchus milii (elephant shark), 1215 nucleotides. Its product is annotated as charged multivesicular body protein 5. Lineage: Eukaryota; Metazoa; Chordata; Chondrichthyes; Chimaeriformes; Callorhinchidae. The record is from RefSeq and is a predicted model, not a curated record. The coding region runs from base 77 to 736 and encodes 219 amino acids. Gene Ontology annotation, cellular component: multivesicular body. The transcript is spliced from 8 exons. Gene Ontology annotation, biological process: vesicle budding from membrane; late endosome to vacuole transport via multivesicular body sorting pathway.
AGUGUGACGUCGCUGCGUCACGUGAGCGGCUCGGCAGUCCCGGCGGCGCGCGGCCUCGCGGUGUUCGGCAGUAAACAUGAACCGUCUUUUCGGGAAAGGAAAACCCAGAGCCCCACCGCCCAACCUCACCGACUGCAUCGGCAACGUUGAUGGCCGAGCAGAGUCGAUUGAUAAGAAAAUUUCCAGAUUGGAUACUGAACUGGCCAAGUACAAAGAUCAGAUGAAGAAAAUGAGAGAUGGGCCAUCAAAGAAUAUGGUAAAACAAAAAGCAAUGCGUGUUUUGAAGCAGAAGAGAAUGUAUGAACAGCAGAGGGAUAACUUGACGCAGCAGUCGUUCAAUAUGGAACAAGCCAAUUAUACAAUACAGUCAUUGAAGGACACAAAGACGACGGUUGAUGCAAUGAAAGUUGGAGUCAAGGAAAUGAAGAAGGCUUACAAGCAAGUCAAAAUUGACCAGAUUGAGGAUAUUCAAGAUCAACUAGAAGACAUGAUGGAAGACGCAAACGAAAUCCAGGAAGCGCUAAGUCGGAGUUACGGGACCCCAGAGAUUGAUGAGGACGAUCUGGAAGCAGAGCUGGAUGCACUGGGUGAUGAACUUUUAGCUGAUGAGGACUCAUCCUACCUAGACGAAGCUGCAUCGGCUCCAGCUAUUCCUGAAGGUGUUCCUACUGACUCAAGAACCAAGGAUGGUGUACAGGUGGACGAAUUUGGCUUACCUCAGAUUCCUGCUACUUAACAAGCAUUUUCAAGCAUGCCUGAAAUAAACAGUGGGAUUUUGUAUGUAUAUUAUUUACCAAGAAUAUUUGUUUCAGAAACUUCUAUACUAUAACCAUAACCUAAGUCACUACACAGUUGGAAUUUGGUUUGAAAAAUAAUUGUAAACAUCUAGUGAUUAUUGUAUCCCCAAAUGUAAAGAUAGGUGGGCUUUUAAAGUUUCUUUAAAUAAUGGAAAGUGCAAAAAUUAUCUUGUAGAAUCAUGGCUCAUUAUGUAUUCUCCUUCUAGCUUGAAUGUAUGUGCAGUGGGUCCUUAACUCAUCUAAUGUUGAUUUUGCUACUGACACUUAGCAUGGUAAUAUGAAAUACUGCAUUUGAAUAUAAUUUACCUUAAAUUCUGUUGACUUCUAACUUGUACAGUAAUACAUUUGCUGCAUUGAUUGGCAAUUUGAACUCUGCAAAUCUUUUGUCUACCACAAUAAAAUAAUUAUUUUCAGAUGA